UUGGGUCGAGUAAGACGUGAGGCAGAGUGCUGCGCUCGGAUCUCCGACACCCUCCUUCCGCUGGCUAAGCCGCGACUCCCCGGUUUACGCUCCUGGGAAUUCUCGAGAGAUGUGAAUGGAUUUAUCGUCAGUCGCCGAGAAGUGAUAAGGACUGUCGCGCAAGAUUCUUCUUGCGAGAAACCUUCGCAAAUUUCUGAAAGUUUUGGGUUUGGGUUUGUUAUUUCAAUUAAGCGGUGAUUUGGUAAAAUGUAGAAAAAAGUUGUUACAAAGAUAAAAGACCAUCAAAAGAGUGUUUGAAAAGGAAAACAACAGUUGAGCAUAAUUUAUCCUAGUGCUAUUUUGACCAACAAACGCAAGUAGAACGUGCUAGAUGAUGUUAGAAAUGAAAAGCAGCGAAGGAGCCACUACAAUGUAGGCUAGUGAACAGGCCGGUGUAGUGAGCUAUAUCCAUUUCUCUCAAGAAACCUACGCAACCACAGACUUACCUUAACCCCCCCAUUUAGUGCAUGAAGCAGUGAAUCCGAACCGUGUCACCAGUUACUUACGUGACACAUCCAACCCUAUCAAGAUGUUGACCAGGUCACCCCCACGACCUCUGGGUUUGGUGACCCUACUUGGCCUCGCUCUGCUGACCUGGCCUGCCCAACAUGUCCACGCAAAAGCUCUCUCAUUCGACCCGAAGAAACUCGAAUCGUCGUCGCAGCUGUGGUGGAACCCGAGGGAGGUUCUGUCUCCUAGCUACGAGGACACGCCGCAGAAUGUCACUGCUCUCGUCGGCGACUCCGCCUUCCUGCCCUGCACCGUGUCGCACCUCGGAGACAGAUCCGUGACGUGGAUGCGACAGAGGGACCUGCACAUACUGACGGCGGGAGUCUACACGUACUCUGCGGACGAACGCUUCAGGGUCCUCCACCCUGAGAACUCCGACGACUGGACGCUCCACAUCAAGUACACGACCUUCAGGGACAGCGGUGUGUACGAAUGCCAGGUGAACUCUGACCCGAAGAUAAGCCGCGCGGUCACACUCACAGUCAAAGAAAAUCAGCUGGACGAUCCUGGAACUUUUGGGAUUCCAACAACUGAUAAUAGAUUUCCGGACUAUAUCUUUGACAACUACGAACGAGAAAAGAAAAAGCGCAAGUCGAAGAAGAAUAAGGGUAGGCGUAGAGAGAGGAGGCGCAAGGUGCCCCUGGCGACGAUCGAGGGCCCGACGGAGCGCCACAUCCAGCAGGGCAGCAUCCUGGCCAUCACGUGCAUCGUCCACCACAUGCCCCACUCGGCGCCCGCCCACAUCCUCUGGUUCCACGGCCCGCAGAACAUCGACUACGACUCCCCCAGGGGCGGCGUCUCCAUCCAGACGGAGAAGGCGGCCCGGAAGACAGUGAGUAAACUCAUGCUGUCGACGGUCACCUUGGACGACACAGGCGAGUACAGCUGCGCCCCGUCUGACCUGCAGCCAGCUGUGGUCAACGUCCACGUGCAGAUUGGUGAGGAGACCGUGGGCCAGAUCCAGCAGCCGGUGAAGCAGGGGCCGGGCCUGAGCGGGGCUGCAGUCACCGCCUCCGUCAGUAGCGCUCUCCUGGCCAUGCUGUUGGUCGGCCUCGCCUGCGUCAAGUGUCGGGUGUUUGCCUGAUUCACGUCCUCCUUCAGACACCUCCUUUCGGCCGUCAUGAAGAGAGGGAGAUGAUAAAUCAGCGAGGGAAAAGGAGGAGGAAAGGAGGAUCGUGACGAGAGGGAAAGAGUCUAGAAUGGAUGGACUCUGAAGGGGCGUGUUCGUUGGUGGUGAAGGAAGGAAAACGAAGGAAGGAAAAUGAAGGAAGGAAAAUGAAAGAAGGAAAAUGAAGGAGGGAAAAUGGAAGGGAGGAGGAAGGACGGCCAGGGCUGACGGCGAAUAGGGAAGUGGGACGAGACGAUAAUGAUGAUGGUGCAUGACGCAGGGUGAGGAGACAGGAGAGGAGAAAAAAGAUUGUGUACGAAGAGACGAAAAGGAAUAAAUCAAAUAAGAAAGAAAAGGCGAGGAAGAUAGAGGAACCUUUGGAUGCUCAGGGUCUAUCUUUUUUCAUUCUUUUUUUUUCUUAGCUGUGACGAAAGUAUAGUAGCUUUUUUGCGAAGAAAAAAAUAAAUCAAUCAAGUUUAUUAGAAGUCGGAAGAGGAUACUUCUCUUAAACGACUCCCUUUUUUUCUUUGUUAUUUUUGGAUUCCAGAUUGUUCUUUCUUUUGAAGUGCGUGGAUGAAGGUCGUCCCAAAAAAACAGCAAAGGAAAUUCCUAGCCUGCAACACGACCUUGAAAUAGGGUUGCCAGCGAGUGAAUAUCGGGGGCGUCCAAAUGUCGAAAACUGCGGAGAUUUUGUUUCGUCUUAAAAUUACAACAAAUGUUUGUUUGUUUCUAUUAAGAUAAUAGGGACUUUUACAUUAUAAGACACUAAUGUAAUGGCAUU
Penaeus indicus is the source of this 2438-nucleotide messenger RNA. Its product is annotated as zwei Ig domain protein zig-8-like. Gene Ontology annotation, biological process: synapse organization. The record is from RefSeq and is a predicted model, not a curated record. The coding region runs from base 569 to 1633 and encodes 354 amino acids. Lineage: Eukaryota; Metazoa; Arthropoda; Malacostraca; Decapoda; Penaeidae. Gene Ontology annotation, cellular component: neuron projection membrane. The transcript is spliced from 9 exons.